Molecule: messenger RNA, 2905 nt
Organism: Scomber japonicus (chub mackerel)
Lineage: Eukaryota; Metazoa; Chordata; Actinopteri; Scombriformes; Scombridae
Gene: pals1b
Product: protein associated with LIN7 1, MAGUK p55 family member b
Exons: 14
Coding region: 310-2262 (650 amino acids)
Biological process (GO): establishment or maintenance of polarity of embryonic epithelium; establishment or maintenance of epithelial cell apical/basal polarity; morphogenesis of an epithelial sheet
Cellular component (GO): adherens junction; plasma membrane
Molecular function (GO): protein binding
Source: RefSeq, a predicted model, not a curated record
UCUGUGCCUGGACAAAACUCACUGCAGGGGCUGGACGCGGUCCCGUGAAGACCGGGGGAGAGCUUUUGCUGUGUUAUGACCCCUUUAUGUGAAUAAAACCCACACUUCAUGAGCGCUGGAUUAUAAAGGAAAACGUGAUUCUUGGCCAUAACUACACAAGCCAUCUUUAAAGUGGAUGACAGCUUACAGAAAGUACAUCCUCUGCUGGCAUGAUAUGGCCCCUGAUCUGAGCUGUCCCAGCACCAGCUACUCAUAACACCCAAGCAGACCUCAGUAAACGCUGGGUUGGUUUGAGCUGGUCCAGCAGAGAUGAUCACAUCCCAUAUGAACGGUUUUGUACAAGAGCCCUCUGGUCAGAUGAAGAGCCACAGGGAGAGGGCGGUGGACUGUCCAGGGGAGGAGGGUGGCCUUGUCAAAUCUCCAAACUGCAGUACACAAAUGGAGAGGAUCCAGCACUACCAGGAGGAGCUGAGGAAGAAGAGAGAGGAAGACAACAGGGCGAAGCACGACAUCGACCCCAACGCUUCGCUGAGACUCAAGAAGCUGUCACAGAACCCCAAAGUGGGCAUCGACAAUCCCACCUUCGAGGGGAAGGAAAAAGCCAAGAAAGAGGUGUCCGCCCAGGUUCAUGUAGCCGAACUGGAGGAGUUCCUGCAGGCUCUGAAGUGUGUGCAGCACAGCCUGACUGACACCCAGAGCCAGCUGGAUGUUGAGCUGGUACUGCAGCUUCUUGCCAAGGAGGACUUCAAGAAUGCCUACAACAUCUACAACGCUGUGUCCCAGAAUAUGAACAGAAGCAACACCUCCUCACCUCUCACAGUACAAGCACAGGACCUCUGCCAGGAGGUGCAGAAGAUUCUUCAGUCUAACCAGCAGAAGGAGGGUUUGGAGCUCAAGGCUCUGCUCACCAAUCCUCAUCUCCAGGCACUCAUGCAGGUCCAUGACAGUGUGGCAGUACACGAAAUGGAAGAGGAAAACGUGACCCAGUAUCUCGGAGAGACGGUUAAACUGGUGCGCCUGGAGAAGACCCGCGACACUCCGCUGGGUGCGACAGUACGUAAUGACAUGGACAGUGUGGUGGUGAGCCGUGUGGUGAAAGGCGGGGCGGCAGAGCGGAGCGGCCUCCUCAGUGAGGGAGAUGAGAUCCUGGAAAUCAACAGCAUUCCUGUUCGUGGGAAACACGUCAAUGAAGUCCACGAUUUACUGCAACAAAUGCAUGGCACGCUUACCUUCCUCCUCAUCCCAAGCUCUCAGAUUAAACCUGCCCCGCACAGACAGACUGUGAUGCAUGUAAGAGCUUACUUUGACUAUGACCCAUCUGAUGACCCCUUCGUUCCGUGUCGGGAGCUGGGCCUGUCCUUCCAGAAGGGAGACAUCCUCCACGUCAUCAGCCAGGACGACCCCAGCUGGUGGCAGGCCUACAGGGACGGAGACGAGGACAACCAACCAUUGGCUGGACUCGUUCCAGGAAAAAGUUUCCAGCAACAGAGAGAGACCUUGAAAAAAACUAUAACAGACAGGAGUCGAGAGCCCCAAGGGAAGCUUUGGUCUGCAAAGAAAGGCAAGAAACAGAGGAAGAAAAGUGUCUCUACCUUUAGCAAAACUACUGACCUUGAUGACAUCCUGACCUAUGAGGAGAUGUCCCUUUAUCACCAGCCUGCCAAUCGUAAACGCCCCAUCGCUCUGAUUGGUCCCACAAACAGCGGGCACGAUGAGUUGCGUCGGAGGCUUCUGUCCAUUGAACCGGAAAAGUUCGCCGUCGCUGUUCCACACACAACCAGAAACCCAAGGAUACAUGAGCGGAACGGGCGUGAGUACAAUUUCGUGAGUCGACCCGGCUUCGAAAGCGACAUGUCAGCGGGGAAGUUCAUUGAGUCUGGGGAGUAUGAGAAGAACCUGUACGGCACCAGCACCGACUCGGUCCGACACAUCAUCAACUCCGGACGCAUCUGUUUGCUCUGCCUGCACACCAGGUCGUUGCGGGUGCUAAGAUCGUCCAACCUCAAGCCCUAUGUCAUCUUCAUCGCUCCUCCUUCUCAGGAACGACUACGCACCCUGCUGGCCUCAGAGGGAAAAACACCAAAGCCGGAAGAGCUGAAGGAGGUCAUUGAAAAGGCCCGGGAGAUGGAGCAGAAUUUCGGCCACUUCUUCGAUGCAACCAUUGUGAACACGGAUCCAAGCCAGGCUUUCCAUGAGCUGCGCAGGCUGAUAGAAAAGCUGGACACUGAGCCACAGUGGGUGCCCACCUCCUGGCUGUGCUAGAGGUCACAGGAUCUCACUGGAGGGAGCCUCAGGGCAGGAGGAGAGAAACAAAAGAGCAAAAGUGAAUGUUCCCAGGGGCACGGUUGAAUCAAAAGGAAAGACAGUGGUAAAUUGUCACUGGGCUUGCACAUUCUCCUCGUUUGUAGAGGAGGUGAACAUUACCACACGUUGCAGGGAUGGACUCACAUUUCUUACACUUUUUGUUGGUGUGUCUGUCUUUGUGAGUGAUUUUAUUUUUUUUUCUUCUUUGUUUUCUGAAAGUUCUCGUCGAUCUGACAGGUUUACGCAAAUUUAUCGAACAAAUAGAAACUCUUCUAUCCUAUUCUUAACUUAUUUAAAAUUGUAAAUACAUAUUUUCUAGACAGAAAGGAUCCAAAUAUUUUAUCGUUACAUUUUGUGCGUGUGAUGUGAAAAACGGUACGCUCAGCUGGGAGUGUAAAUGUCACGAGAAGCACUUGCUUAAAAGUGUGAUGUCUUCCUUUCAGAAAUACAGAAGAAAAACCUGGACCGCACCAGUCUCAGUAUUAUUUUGUUUUGUCUCUUUUACGCUGUGAUGACAGACCUCAAAUAAAAGGUUUUGUCUCUGGCUGGUUAUCAUUACUAGCUAUAUCAUGCUGCAAAGUAUUGUGAAGAUUGAGUGGGU